UCAGUGAUUUGUCAAUGUCAAUCAAAUAUCAAUGGCGAUGCUACGCAAAGCACAAAUAAAUAAAUUUUACAACUUGUAAAUAGAAUAGGGUGUUCAGUGUGUUUAUUGAUUACAUUGAAAUAAAAUAUUUAAGCAGUAUUCUUGGAAAUUAUUUAAAUCACAGUAGCUAACAAAACCUAAAGAUGGCUGAUAUAUUGGAUAUAUUAGACAUAGAAAUGCCUGCAUCUGAAAUCAGCAGGGAAAGUAUAAUACAUGGUGAUAGAGCCAAGAAGAAAUAUGUGACUGCAAAAGCUGUGAAACGGCCUGAAGGCAUGCAUCGGGAAGUGUUUGCCCUCUUAUACAACGACUCUAACAAAGAACUCCCUCCUAUGUUACCAACAGACACAGGCAAGGCUUACAAACAAACAAAGGCAAAAUUGGGCAUGCGAAAGGUGAGGAAGUGGGUAUGGGCCCCAUUUACGAACCCGGCCAGGACUGACAAUGCCGUGUUCUACCACUGGAAGCGGGCUGCCGAUGAAGCAAAAGAGUAUCCAUUUGCACAGUUCAAUAAACAAGUCUCAAUACCAUCCUACUCCGAGUCUGAAUACAACCAGUACCUGAAGUCCGAAGACUGGAGUCAAGCAGAAACUGAUCACUUGAUGGACUUGUGCCAACGGUUCGAUCUCAGAUUCAUUGUGAUACACGACAGGUGGGAUCGGGCUGCUUUCAGAGAUAGGAGUGUUGAGGACUUGAAGGAGAGAUAUUACAACAUAUGUUCUAUAUUGAGCAAAGUGAAAACAAAUCCCUGGUCUAACACAAGCACCUUGAUCAACGGUGAAAAACGGACUUACCACUAUGACGCGGAACACGAAAGAAAGAGAAAGGAACAACUUCGGAGACUAUUUGAAAGGACACAGGAACAGAUCGAUGAAGAGCAAAUGCUGCUAGCGGAGUUAAAGAAGAUCGAGGCCAGAAAGCGAGAAAGAGAAAGGAAGACCCAAGACCUACAAAAGCUCAUCUCAAGAGCAGACAGCGGUAAUGUAGCGACGGCCAAUCACGUCGCGAAUAAUAACGAGAGUGCUGCCAACAUGGCCAACACUACGCCUAAUGCUGCAAGACGACACGAUAAGAAGUUGCAGAAGAAAAAGUUGACAGCUCAGCAGAGACCAGUCCGGGCAGUUGAGGCUGUGACAGUGGAGUGGUCGGGCAUCAAGUUCCCGGAGUCGCGCGGCGCCGGCGUGGCGCUGCGCUCGCAGCGCAUGAAGCUGCCGCCCGGCGUCGGCCGCAAGGCCAAGGCCAUCGAGCAGGAGCUGCGGCACCUCAACAUCGAUGUGGCGCCGACACCGACAGAAGCUAUUUGCAAACACUUCAAUGAGCUGAGAUCAGACUUGGCAUUGGUAUUGGACUUGAAAAGCGCACUGGUGUCCUGUGAGUUCGAGCUGCAGGCUCUCCGGCAUCAGUAUGAAGCUGUCAAUCCUGGAAAGACUCUCACCAUACCAGCUUCAAUAUGCAGCUCGACAGACAACGAGACGAAGCCCAUGAGUGAAAUAAUUGAUGUUGUUGGAUCUCCGAGUGCUCACAACAGCACAAUCUAAACCAUUGUACCUUGUUUAGUUUACUUUAAUAAUUUUAAGUGUGCUAUUCUAUAAUAAUAAAGUACAUAUUGCUAAUUAUCAAAAAAAAAAUUAUUAAUAUUAAUUCCACUUAAAUAAUUGUACUAUCCAUCAUUGUUUUUAUAUCUGUGUAUCCAGCUAAACCUGGCUUUCGAAUUUUGUGACGUAUGUCAGAAUGAAUAUGAAUAUUUUGCAUCUAAGCAAAGAUACUGUAACUACUUAUAUUUUUUUAUCUAACUUUCAUAACUUUCGCGUGGCCGAACAAUUUUUGGUAAUGAGUCAAAAUUAUUAGAGAAAUUCAAUUGUACAGACAAAUGUAACGAUACCUAUACAUACAGAGGUGUUCCAGACCUUCGAUUUUUAUACCUCAACAGAAAAUGCUCCUCAUGAGCUUCAACUGAACAACUUUUCAUAGAGCAUCAUUUCCAUAUUCCCUAUAGUUUAGCUGUGCCAUCAUAGAUCUACAUCAGGUGUUCCAGAUCUUUGCUUUUUAUAUCUCAACAGAAAAUGCUCCUCAUGAGCUUCAACUGAACAACUUUUCAUAGAGCAUCAUUUCCAUAUUCCCUAUAGUUUAGCUGUACCAUCAUAGAUCUACAUCAGGUGUUCCAGAUCUUUGCUUUUUAUAUCUCAACAGAAAAUGCUCCUCAUGAGCUUCAACUGAACAACUUUUCAUAGAGCAUCAUUUCCAUAUUCCCUAUAGUUUAGCUGUACCAUCAUAGAUCUACAUCAGGUGUUCCAGAUCUUUGCUUUUUAUAUCUCAACAGAAAAUGCUCAUCAGAGUGAACAAUUUUUGUUAAAUUGUUCAUUUCUAUAUUCCCUAUAGUUUAGUUCAGUAGAACCAGAGAUUAACAGCCUUUUUAAAAAAAAUCUUAUUCUAUUCCUGAUUCUCUAUCAAUAUCAAUUUUUUUAAUUUAAAUAUCUUCAAUGUAAAGAAACACUUUUUACUGUUUUAUUAUAUGUAUUCAUUAUAAGUGAAAAAUCUUCCC
Molecule: messenger RNA, 2578 nt
Organism: Plodia interpunctella (Indianmeal moth)
Lineage: Eukaryota; Metazoa; Arthropoda; Insecta; Lepidoptera; Pyralidae
Gene: DMAP1
Product: DNA methyltransferase 1 associated protein 1
Exons: 9
Coding region: 183-1574 (463 amino acids)
Biological process (GO): negative regulation of transcription by RNA polymerase II; DNA repair; chromatin remodeling
Cellular component (GO): nucleus; Swr1 complex; NuA4 histone acetyltransferase complex
Molecular function (GO): transcription corepressor activity
Source: RefSeq, a predicted model, not a curated record